This is a messenger RNA of Capronia epimyces CBS 606.96, 753 nucleotides long. RefSeq lists its product as uncharacterized. Gene Ontology annotation, molecular function: oxidoreductase activity. Lineage: Eukaryota; Fungi; Ascomycota; Eurotiomycetes; Chaetothyriales; Herpotrichiellaceae. The coding region runs from base 1 to 753 and encodes 250 amino acids. The transcript has 3 exons. The record is from RefSeq and is a predicted model, not a curated record.
AUGGCCCUCGUCACCGACCUCUCGUCCCAUCUCGCUCUCAUCACCGGCGCGACAGGCGGCAUUGGCCACGCCACAUCCCUGGCCCUCGCCCGCCUCGGCUGCUCCGUCGCCGUACACUACCACAGCGCGUCCGACACGGCCUUCUCACUUGUCUCGACCCUACAGUCCAUGGGCGUCCGGGCUGCCGCGUUCCGUGCAGUCCUCAGUUCCUACGCCGAGACGCGCGAGCUGCAUGCGGCUGUCGUGCGCGAAUUGGGUAAUCCCACCAUCUUGUUCAACAAUGCAGGCACGACCCUAGGCAAGAGCGGCGUCACGGACGUGAGCGACGUCAGUGUCGACGGAUUCGAGGCCACUUGGAGAGCGAACUGCGGCACGCCCUUUCUGCUUACCCAACUGUGUGUGCCGGCCACGCUGGACAAGGGCUGGGGGAGGCUCGUCUUCUGUUCCAGCGUCGCCGGCUUCACGGGCGGCGUGAUUGGACCGCACUAUGCGUCCUCGAAAUCGGCCAUACACGGUCUGGUGCAUUGGUUGGCGAACGCGUACGGGAAAAGGGGCAUCACUGUCAACGGAGUCGCACCCGCUUUGAUUGAGGACACCAAGAUGUUGCCGUCGGCCCCGGAUCUGGCUGCCAAAAUCCCGAUCGGGAGGCUGGGAAAGCCAGAUGAGAUCGCCGAGACCGUUGUAUGGAUUGUUAAGACCGGGUACGUGCAUAACAAGGUUGUCGCGGUCGACGGAGGCAUGUUUAUUCAAUGA